Messenger RNA from Telopea speciosissima, 6022 nucleotides. Its product is annotated as nuclear pore complex protein GP210. Bases 139 to 6006 code for a protein of 1955 amino acids. The transcript has 36 exons. The record is from RefSeq and is a predicted model, not a curated record. NCBI's taxonomy places the organism in Eukaryota, Viridiplantae, Streptophyta, Magnoliopsida, Proteales, Proteaceae.
GAGCUACACUACAACAGCUCAAACCUCGCUACCCUAAAACCAAGAAGCAAGUGCCACGAGGGUUUCUCAUCCCAAUCUCCAUCAGUAAAUGAGCUCGAUUUUCUCGCCUUCCUUCCGGCGAUUUUCAGGUCUCUCGAGAUGCCUCAGUUGGUGCUGUUGGCCGUGCUGUUGCUGCUUUCAAGAUUUCCGGCAUCGCUGUCAGUUCAGGGUCCUCAUAUAACUGAUGUUAACAUUCUGUUGCCUCCUCGUAUGACUUAUCCCGUUGAAUAUCGGCUUCAAGGAAGUGAUGGUUGCUUCACUUGGUCAUGGGAUCAUCAUGAUAUUCUCUCUGUUCAACCUGAGUACAAUGCUAGUAGUCACUGCUCGACAAGUGCUCGUGUGAGAUCUAUUGCCCCUUAUGGGGGUCGAAAGGAAACUGCUGUUUAUGCUGCUGACACACGUAGUGGUUCUGUUAUCCGUUGCAAGGUUUUUAUUGAUCAAAUCUCAAGAAUUCAGAUAUUUCAUAGCUCUGUUAAACUUGAUCUAGAUGGGCUUGCUACACUACGAAUUCGUGCGUUUGAUAGUGAAGAAAAUGUGUUCACAUCAUUGGUAGGGUUACAGUUUAUGUGGCAUCUCAUGCCUCAAACUGAUGGAGAUCAGCAUCAUCUUGCUCAUGUUCCGUUGAAGGAUUCUCCUCUGAGUGAUUAUGGCGGUUUUUCUGGUGAUCUAAUUAUUCAAAUAAAACUGGAAGAUAGCGACGUUUAUUCAGAUUUAUAUGUUGUGAAGGGAACCGAAAUCGGCCAUGAGAUCAUUUCAGCACAUGUGCAUGAGCCUCUAUUUGAGCAUAUGGGAGAUAAGAUUGUUUUAACUGUUGCAGAAGCCAUGUCACUUGAUCCACCCUCACCAGUUUUUGUCAUCAUUGGUGCUUCUGUCCGCUAUAACCUUAAAGUUAUUCGUCAGAAUAUUCCUCAAGUGGUAACUUUGCCAUCUCCUUAUCAUCGAUGGUCGGUAUUGAAUUCUUCGGUGGCGCAAGUUGACAGUAUGAUGGGGUUAGCUCAUGCAUUGGACCUAGGAGCUACGACUAUCAUUGUUGAAGAUAUCAGAGUUGCAGGCCAUGUGCAAAUCUCAUCUCUUCAUGUUGUCAUACCAGAUGCUUUGUAUUUAUACAUUCUGCCUGUGUCUAUUACUGGCGAUCCUGUGGAAGGAAUAGAAGCUAUUCCAUCUACAGUGUUGUGGUAUGCAGUUGUAGGCCAACAGUAUGUCAUACACAUGAAGGUUUUCUCUCGUGGACCAGUUGCACAAGAAAUACACCUAACCGAAAGUGAUGAUGUUAAGUUGGACUACAAUCAGCCUGCAUAUUGGGAUACAUUCUUGGUGCCAGAUGGUACUGCUGUUAAACAUGGUUUGCAGUGUCCUAAAAUUUUAAAAGCAACUUCCGAGGGACUAGGAAGAUUAAUUGCUUCCUUGGCUUAUCGUAGGGGACGUGCAGAAACAACAGAGGUUAUCAAGGUUGUGCAAGAAGUCAUGGUUUGUGAUAAAUUGAAAUUUAAACUGGGCAACACAAAUGAUUCCUCUCAUAGCAUUCGCCUUCCCUGGGCACCUGGGGUUUAUCAGGAGAUGGAGCUUAGGGUGACAGGAGGUUGUGCGAAAACAUUCAAUGAUUAUAAGUGGUACUCUUCUGAUGUGGCCACUGUGUCUGUAUCUUCUUUUGGAGUUGUUCAGGCGAAGAAGCCUGGACAAGCUACUAUUAAAGUGAUGUCUGCUUUUGAUUCCAUCAAUUAUGAUGAGGUGGUUAUUGAAGUUUUUGUUCCUUCAUCUAUGGUUAUGCUCCAAAACUUUCCUGUAGAGACUGUUGUAGGAACACAUCUUCAAGCAGCAGUGACAUUGAAAACAUCCAACGGUGCCUAUUUUUAUAAAUGCGAUGCUUUUAGUUCCUUUAUAAAGUGGAAGACCGGAAGUGAAUCUUUCAGAAUUGUCAAUUCGACUGGGGAGACAUUGGCUUUGGACAAGCUUGUGAAUAUUGAGGGCUUCAAGUCACUUAUUAGUCCUCCAUGUGCAUGGACAUUCAUAUAUGCUUCUACUUCUGGUCGGACUAUGCUGCAUGCUACUUUGUCAAAGGAACUAAAUGUUUUUGAUCAUUCCCUGGAUGGGCCUACUGUUUUAAAGGCGUCUUCACAUAUAGCUGCAUACUCUCCACUUACCGUGCAGCAGGCAGGGGAUGGAAACCAAUUUGGAGGUUACUCUGUUGAUUUUGGUAGAGCUGAAGCUGGUACUCAGUUGGCAAAUUUAGAUGAGAUUUAUCUUGUUGGUGGAACAGAAUUAGAUGUCAUGCUUAUUGGAGGACCUGAACGGUGGAGCCAAGGUGUUGAGUUUGUUGAACAUGUGGAAAUCUUUUAUGAAGAACACAGCCAUCUUCUCAAUGAAUCUGUUGUUCAUCGGCCAUCAACUAGCAGUGGGGGAUUAUACCAGUUGUCUUGCCAAACGCUGGGGAGCUUUAAGCUGGUUUUUUCACGUGGCAACUUGGUUGGUGAUGACCAUCCACUGCCAGCUAUAGAAAAAGUGGGGCUGUCCCUUACGUGUGGUUUUCCUUCCUCCAUUGCGCUGAUUGCUAAUGAACCUGUGAAUGCACCUGAUGUUGUAAGAUCUGCUGUUCAAGCUGAUCGUAGUCCAGGGAGAAUUCAACUCACCCCUAUUACCGUUGCAAAUGGAUGCACUAUUCGACUAGCUGCAGUUGGAGUUCAUAGCUCUGGAAAGGCUUUUGCAAACUCAUCAUCUCUUUAUUUGAAGUGGGAACUGCUUGAUUGUGAUAAGCUGGCAUAUUGGGAUGAUGCUAAUGCUUUAGAACAGUCCAGGGCCAGUUGGGAAAGAUUUUUGGCUUUGCAGAAUGCAUCAGGACUGUGCAUUGUUCGUGCUACUGUAAUUGGCUUCUCCACCACCAUAAGUGGACGUCUUUUUGAGAAAGUUUCUUCAUUGCUUAAAGAUUCAGGAAAUCUCACAGAUGCCAUACGGUUACAGCUUGUUUCUACCCUAAGAGUUAUCCCGGAGUCCAUGCUUUUAUUUUUCAGUCCUGAUGCAAAGCUAAAUCUGUCAAUUACUGGAGGAACGUGUUUUCUGAAUGCUGUUGUGAAUGACACUCAAGUGGUUGAGGUAAUUCAACCACCACCCAGUCUGCAGUGCUUGCAACUGAUGCUGGCUCCCCGAGGGAUAGGUACUGCCCUUGUCACAGUUCAUGAUAUAGGACUCUCUCCUCCUCUUGCGGCUUCUACUAUGGUUCAAGUUGCAGAUGUGGACUGGAUUAGGAUAAUUUCAGAAGAAGAGAUAAGUCUUAUGGACAAAGAAGCAAAAUCUUUUGAUAUAUUAGCAGGAGUUCGUGAUGGAAAUGCCUUUGAUUCUUCUCAGUAUGUCUAUAUGAAUAUUCGUCUUCACAUUGAGGAUCCUAUACUUGAGCUUGUCAAUGCGGAUCAUUUUCCUAGCUCUGGUAGCGGACAUAUCUAUGGGCCAACUUUUGUAAUUCAGGCAAAACAUCUUGGAGUUUCAACUAUUUAUGUCAGUGCUAUGCAGCAUUCUGGGCAUGAAAUCUUAAGUCAACCCAUCAAAGUUGAAGUCUAUGCACCACCAAAAAUACAUCCUGAAGAUAUUUUCCUUGCGCCAGGUGCAUCUUAUAUGCUCACCAUGAAAGGCGGCCCAACCAUCAGGACUUUUAUUGAGUAUGCUUGUAUGGAUGAUGCAGUUGCAACAAUCAACCGAACUUCAGGCCGACUUUCAGCAAUUUCACCUGGGACUAGUACCCUACUUGCCACGGUGUAUGGGAAUGGUGAUACUGUGAUUUGCCAAGCACAUGGCAGAGUUAAAGUUGGGAUACCUUCCUCAAUGAUUUUGAGUGUACAAAGUGAACAGCUUGGCGUUGGCCGUGAAAUGCCAAUAUUCCCUUCUUUACCCCAGGGUAAUUUGUUUUCCUUCUAUGAGUUAUGCAAUAAUUACAAAUGGAUCAUCGAAGAUGAGCAAGUGUUGAGCUUUUGGGGGAAUUCACAUGGUGAUAAGUAUGAAGUUCCAUUCUCUAGUUCCAAAGAAAUUCACCCUAAUUAUCCAGAUGAAAAGGACCUUGGUUUUAUUAAAGUAUUACAUGGAAGAUCUGCAGGAAGAACAAAUGUCGCUCUUUCAUUCUCUUGUAAUUUUCAUUCUUCUGGUGCAUUCUCGGAGUCAAAAUCAUUUAAUGCAUCUGCAUUAAUAUGGGUGGUUCCUGAUCCUCCCCUUUCUCUUGGAGUGCCAAUGACGUGGAUCCUUCCACCAUUCUAUACCAUGUUGGAUCCCUUGCCUGCAUCAUCAGAAUCAUACAACCAAAAUGAUUCUCAUGGUCGUAAAGGAACUAUUAUUUAUUCUCUAUUGAGAGCUUCUGGUGAAAAGAAUGAAGAUAUGCAACAGGAUUCCAUUUCCAUUGAUGGCGGAAGAAUAAAGACAACAGAAAGUAAUAAUAUUGCUUGCAUUCAGGCAAAAGACCGAACAACUGGAAGAACUGAAAUUGCAACUUGUGUUAGGGUUGCUGAGGUGGCUCAAAUAAGAGUUACUGAGGGAUUUCCUUUCCAUGUGGCUGAUCUAGCUGUUGGUGACAAACUUGAACUUGUUGUAAGCUACUGUGAUGAUCUAGGGAGCCCCUUCCAUGAAGCUUACGGUGUUGUUCAAGCAAAGGCUGAGACUAAUUACCCGGAUAUUGUUUCUAUUGGUGACACAUGUGAUAACAAAGGAAGAAUCCAUCUGAAGGCAAUGCACCAUGGUAGGGCUCUUGUUCGGAUAUCAAUUCACGAACAGUCAGAGAAGUCAGACUACAUGAUGAUUUCAGUUGGUGCUCAUUUACAUCCUCAAAAUCCAGUCAUAUCUGAGGGUCAUUAUCUUAACUUCAGUAUAGAAGGGUUAAUCGAUCGAGUAUAUGGUCAGUGGGUGAGUGGCAAUGAAAGUGUUUUGUCUAUAGACAUGGUCUCUGGAGAAGCCCAUGCAGUUGGGGAAGGUGCAACCCAAGUUAUUUUUGAAAGUUCAAGUUUGAAACUACAAACAACAGUGUCAGUGCAAAGGAUGAAUCUGGUUUUAAUUGAUGCACCUGCAGAGACCUUAACCAAUGUCCCCUUCCCUACAAAAGGAUAUAAUUUCUCAGUCAGAUUAAGGGAUACCCACAGUCACAAGUUUGGAGCUCUUGGGAACGGAAAUGGAAUUCUGUAUGAUUGUAGGGUGGACCCACCUUUUGUUGGAUAUGCAAAGCCUUGGAGAGAUCUUGAUACCGGUAUUUCAUAUUGUCUCUUCCUCCCUUACUCACCAGAGCAUUUAGCACAGUCAAUACCCAAAUUGAAGGCCAUGAGACCAGAUAUAUCCAUCACUGUCAAUGCUUCAUUAAUAGAUGCUGAGAAUGUCAUGGGGUCUGCACCUGCACUUUUUGUUGGAGGAUUUUCAAUUUUGGGAAUGAGCAAGGAAUUGAUGCAGUUGAAUUUGACACCGGCCUCCAACAAGAGUUUUAUAACAGUUGUGGGAAAUACAGAUGUCGAAAUCCAUUGGCAAGGCAGAGACUUGAUAUUGGUCAAUCCCAUCUACAGAGAAGAUCAUGGGAUUGGUGGGCGUGCUGUAUAUGAGGUCAAGGUUCUGAGAGCUGAAAGAUUCAAAGACAAAAUCAUCAUUACACUCCCAGCCACUGGUCAAAGAGCAGACAUAAAUGUUAGUUAUGAGCCUGAAGGAGGAGCAGGCUCAAAGACGAGGAGUGUUGCCAUAUGGGCUGGUAUAAUUGGAAGUUUCACUGCUUUGAUACUUACUGUUGCCAUCUUCAUGUGGUUCCUCGACCGACCCGACAGGUCCCAACAAUCCCUUCCAGCCGCACCAAGUAUUGCUGCACCCAUCACACCUGAACGUAGUACAGUGAGUUAUAGCUCGGAGCAGUCACCUCGGACACCACAGCCUUUCAUAGAGUAUGUGAGGAGGACAAUAGAUGAAACACCAUACUAUAGACGAGAAGGGAGGAGGAGAUUUAAUGCUCAGAAUACGUUCUAGAUUCAUGGGUUGGCAA